AAGUCAGCGUAGGGCACCACCGGCACGGGAUGAUGCAGGCCCACGAGCUGUUCCGGUAUUUUCGGAUGCCAGAGCUGGCUGACUUCCGACAGUACGUUCGCACGCUUCCCACCAACACGCUCAUGGGCUUCGGCGCGUUCGCUGCACUCACCACUUUCUGGUACGCCACGCGGCCCAGGGCCCUGAAGCCGCCAUGUGACCUCUCCAUGCAGUCGGUGGAGGUGGCGGGCAGUGAUGGCGCUCGGAGAUCCACGCUCCUGGACAGUGACGAGCCCAUGGCGUAUUUCUAUGACGACGUCAGAACCGUAUACGAAGGUUUCCAGAGGGGCAUCCAGGUGUCGAAUAACGGCCCUUGCUUGGGCUCUCGGAAGCCAGACCAGCCCUAUGAAUGGCUUUCCUACAAGCAGGUGGAGGAGAUGUCGGAGUGCGUGGGCUCGGCGCUGAUCCAGAAGGGCUUCAAGGCUGCCCCCGACCAGUACAUCGGCAUCUUCGCCCAGAACAGACCGGAGUGGGUGAUCAUUGAGCAGGGAUGCUUUGCUUUCUCCAUGGUGGUCGUUCCCCUCUACGACACCCUGGGAACCGAAGCAAUCACUUACAUCGUCAACAAAGCUGAACUCUCCCUGGUUUUUGUGGACAAGCCAGAGAAGGCCAACCUGUUGUUGGAGGGUGUAGAAAACAAGCUGACCCCAGGCCUUAAAGUCGUGGUCCUCAUGGACUCCUAUGGCAGCGAGCUGGUGGAACGCGGCAAGAAGUGCGGGGUGGAGAUCACCAGCAUGAAGGCCAUGGAGGACCUGGGAAGAGCCAACAGGAAGAAGCCCAAGCCUCCAGCACCUGAAGAUCUUGCAGUCAUUUGUUUCACAAGUGGAACCACUGGCAACCCCAAAGGAGCAAUGAUCACUCAUCGGAACAUAGUGAGCGACGCCUCGGGGUUUGUGAAAGUGACAGAGAACAUUGUCAAUCCCACCCCAGAUGAUACUCUCAUCUCUUUCUUGCCUCUUGCCCAUAUGUUUGAAAGAGUUGUCGAGAAGGUACUUGGCCUGAAUGCCAGUGACACACACAUUUCGUUUUUACCACUUGCACACAUGUAUGAGCAGCUCAUGCAGUGUGUGAUGCUGUGCCACGGGGCAAAAAUAGGAUUUUUCCAGGGAGAUAUCAGGCUGCUCAUGGAUGACCUCAAAGUGCUUCAACCCACCAUCUUCCCCGUGGUCCCGAGGCUGCUGAACCGGAUGUUCGACAGAAUUUUUGGGCAGGCAAACACCACACUGAAGCGGUGGCUCCUGGACUUCGCCUCCAAGAGGAAAGAAGCAGAGCUGCGCAGUUGCAUCAUUAGAAACAACAGCCUGUGGGAUAAGCUGAUCUUCCGCAAAAUACAGUCGAACCUGGGAGGGAAGGUCCGACUGAUGAUCACGGGGGCCGCGCCCGUGUCCGCCACGGUGCUGACGUUCCUGCGAGCCGCGCUCGGCUGUCAGUUCUACGAAGGCUACGGACAGACCGAGUGCACGGCCGGUUGCUCCCUGACCAUCCCUGGAGACUGGACCGCAGGCCACGUCGGUGCCCCCAUGCCGUGCAAUCUGAUAAAGCUCGUCGAUGUGGAAGAGAUGAACUACCUGGCUGCCAAGGGCGAGGGCGAGGUGUGUGUGAAAGGGCCAAACGUAUUUCAAGGCUACCUGAAGGACCCGGCGAAAACAGCGGAAGCGCUGGACAAAGACGGCUGGCUGCACACAGGGGACAUCGGGAAAUGGUUACCGAACGGGGCCUUGAAGAUCAUCGACAGGAAGAAGCACAUAUUUAAGCUGGCACAAGGAGAAUACAUCGCCCCCGAAAAGAUCGAGAACAUCUACCUGCGGAGCGAGCCUGUGGCUCAGGUGUUUGUCCACGGAGAGAGCCUGCAGGCCUUUCUUGUCGCAAUCGUGGUUCCCGACGUGGAGACGCUGGGCCGCUGGGCGGGGAAGCGAGGCCUGGCGGGGUCCUUCGAGGAGCUGUGCCGCAGCAAGGAGGUCAAGAAAGCCAUCCUAGAGGACUUGGUGAGGCUGGGGAAGGAGUCUGGCCUGAAGCCAUUCGAGCAGGUCAAGGGCCUCGCUCUCCACCCUGAACUGUUCUCUAUCGAAAACGGCCUCCUGACCCCGACGAUGAAGGCGAAAAGGCCAGAACUUCGGAAUUACUUCAGGUCACAGAUAGACGAACUGUAUUCCACCAUCAAGGUUUAAGGGAGGAGGAGCUCGGAGAAACCACAUACCUCCGCCGUCUCCUCCUCCCGGUGGCCUUCACGUGGGCGAUUUGACUACAGAGCAUAGGGAAGGGCGCCGUGUGUGACUUGUGCGUCGGGUUCUUGUCAUAGGAAUAUUAGAGGAAGCGGGACUCUGCCUUGCAGUCGCCGGGCGUGGCAGACCAUGUCCCCAUGUGGUGAUACACCAUUUCCAAAACGAGCCUUAACAAUUGUCAAGGGAAACUUUACGUGUGCUAGGUUACUCGCGAUUCCUUGGGUCCGAAGGCGGAUGUGGAACUUGUCCCCCUGUUUUCCCAACCAAGGGACUCGGACUUGCUCUUUCUGAAUGUCUGCUGCUUGCUGCAAACCCUGCAGCUGCCCGCUGCUCGGGAGUCUGUGCACUGGAAGGAACCUGUCCCUCACGAACAGCGUCCGGCUGGAGACCGUCACACGCGGACCAGAGAUUGUUUUAUCCCUGUCACCUCCCCUGCCCCCCGCCCCCACGCUCACGCCCCUCGGAUGAAGGCUUCUGGAACACCUGCUCUUCCUCCCGACUCUUGUUCCUGUUGGCGCAGAAGGUUCCCACGAAGCCCAGGACAGACGGACUCCGGACAGUGUUGACACCGAGUCUCAGGCGCGGGCCGCUCCCGGCGCCCACGGAGCAGCGUGCUCUCGGGGCUCCUCUCCGGCCCGCCCGCCCUCUGUCCCCGGGGUUGUGAGAAAACCUGCCUUACACUCGACAGUGAGGACAAGCAUUUCAAGAAGGAAAGACUCACCUGGCAAGACCACGCUCAACUGUGACGCCUCAGCAACUGUCCACUUCAUCUCCGCUGAACAUCCCUCUGUUUGUGGUGGCCCACGGGUUUUUAAUGUGGUUCUCGUAUCAGAAGUUCACGUUGUGAGUCACUGGCUUUUCCCCAGAGUAAACUCUCAGGCAAGGCGUGUCUUCGAGGCGAUGAGGGCGUGGAUAGACGUGGGCACGAACGGGAAUGGACGGUAAUAAACUCGCUCUCCUGCCUCACGCUGCCUGGCUCCUGUGAAAUGAUUCGGCAAAAGCCAAAUUCUGGGGUGGAAGGCCGGCACUCGCUUCCUGGGAGCCGCGCCUCCCGGGACUCCUUUCAGUUAAUUUGGGAAAUUAGCAGCAUUUCACUCACCGCAGGCCUCUGCCACGGGCACGGGAGUCCGUUGUCAUCAUGCACUUGAAGCGGUCGCUUCUGGGCGCGAGCGCACGUGGCGCACAGCACGGGGGUCGCGCUCACGUCCUCGGCAUGUGACGCUCCGUAGCCUAACCCGAGUGUACGUUCCUCACUGCACAGUGUCAGUAACUCGUCACAUGGGGGUUUCGAAUGUUUGCUUUAAGUGUUGGCUAUUUCUAUGUUUUAUAAACCAAAACAGAAUUUCCAAAAACAAUGAAGGAAACCAAAAUAAAUAUUUCUGCAUUUCA
Myotis lucifugus (little brown bat) is the source of this 3650-nucleotide messenger RNA. It is a transcript of the gene ACSL1, whose product is annotated as acyl-CoA synthetase long chain family member 1. The transcript has 21 exons. Bases 30 to 2207 code for a protein of 725 amino acids. Gene Ontology annotation, cellular component: membrane; endoplasmic reticulum. The record is from RefSeq and is a predicted model, not a curated record. Gene Ontology annotation, biological process: long-chain fatty acid metabolic process; very long-chain fatty acid metabolic process; long-chain fatty-acyl-CoA biosynthetic process. NCBI's taxonomy places the organism in Eukaryota, Metazoa, Chordata, Mammalia, Chiroptera, Vespertilionidae. Gene Ontology annotation, molecular function: arachidonate-CoA ligase activity.